AUGGCGGCAAUGGCGAAUAUUGCUAAUACCGUGGAAGCCAAUGCUGCUGCAACUCUGCAAGCUGUGCAGAGAUUAGGCCAAUCGGCUGGGAAUGGGAAUGGCAACGGGAAUGGUGAAAUGAAUGGCAAUGAUAAUGUUGAGGGUAACGGUGAUAACACAGGAGGAGUUCCGAUGACCUUGGCGACGUUCCUCAAGCUAGCGGCAGAGGCCCAGCCCUGGUGGCAAGCUGAGUGUCGUUUGCUACAGCUGCAGAAUGCCGACAUUCCAUGGGAGGUGUUCCAAACGGCUUUCUAUAAGAAAUACUUCCCUGAGUCUACAAGGGAAGCAAAGGAGAUGGAACUAAUGCAGCUGAAGCAAGGUUCCCUAUCUGUGGCGGACUAUACCAACAAGUUUGAGGAGCUCUGUAGGUUUUCUAGGGUGUGUCAAGGUGCCCCAGAGGCUUACGAGAGCUGGAAGUUCAUCAAGUAUCAGAGGGGGUUGAAGGACAACAUCAUGACUGCUGUGGCUCCAUUGGAGAUUCGUACUUUCUCUGACUUGGUGAACAAGGGUAGAGUAGUGGAAGAGUAUGCCAAGACCGUGGCAGCAUCCAAGGACACUCAUGGAGGGAGCUCUAGUUGUAGGCGUGGCAAGUAUUUUCAUUCGAGAGGACAAAGCUUCAAGAGAGGAAGAUAUGUGCCUCAAGGCCAAGGAGGCUUCAGAAAGAACAAUCAGAAUCAGUUUCAAUAUGCUAAGGGAAGAGGAAAUCAGAGUAAAAGUUCUCCAGAUUUAACUUGUAAUCAUUGUGGACGUUUCCAUCCUUAUGACUCAUGCAAAAUUGGUUUAGGUGGUUGCUUCAAGUGUAGGUUUCCUGGUCACAUUGCGAGGGAUUGCCCUCGUGAGAGAAAUCAAAAUGCGGGCUAG
Messenger RNA from Arachis stenosperma, 900 nucleotides. RefSeq lists its product as uncharacterized. The coding region runs from base 1 to 900 and encodes 299 amino acids. Gene Ontology annotation, molecular function: nucleic acid binding; zinc ion binding. Lineage: Eukaryota; Viridiplantae; Streptophyta; Magnoliopsida; Fabales; Fabaceae. The transcript has 2 exons. The record is from RefSeq and is a predicted model, not a curated record.